GGGAAGGGAAAUGGCUGUGGUGGAUCCAGCUCAGAUGCCGGUGACCUUCGAGGAUGUGGCUGUAUAUUUCAGUGAGGGGCAGGGGGCUCUGCUGGACCCCGGUCAGAGAGCCCUCUACAGGGACGUCAGGCAGGAGAAUUAUGAGACGGUGACUUCGCUGGGACUCUCCAUUCCCAAACCUGACCUAAUAGCCCGGCUGGAAGCAGGGGAAGAGCUGUGGGUCCCAGAUCUCCAGGCCCCCAAGGAAAGCAGCAUCCAAAGAGGCAGCCGCACAGCAGGUGACAAGACAAAGAGUUAGAAUGAGGAGGGGAAUCCACAGCAGGAAGGUCCUGAGAAAAUAGAACUUCAGGGGAGGUUAUUGAGAAGAGCUGAAGGGAAUUUUUCCCAGUGCU
This is a messenger RNA of Chelonia mydas (Green sea turtle), 392 nucleotides long. RefSeq names its product zinc finger protein 707-like. Gene Ontology annotation, biological process: regulation of DNA-templated transcription. The transcript is spliced from 4 exons. Bases 11 to 298 code for a protein of 95 amino acids. NCBI's taxonomy places the organism in Eukaryota, Metazoa, Chordata, Testudines, Cheloniidae. The record is from RefSeq and is a predicted model, not a curated record.